AUGCCCAACACUAUCUAUCUCAUUACUGGCGCCAGCCGCGGAAUCGGCCGUGGCCUCGUCGAAAAAUUCCUCGCUCGUCCAAACAACACCAUUAUCGCGGCGGUUCGUGAACCCGCUGGUGCUUCAUCCCAAUCGCUGCAGUCUCUCCCUAAGGGAGAGUCCUCGCACCUCAUUACUGUGAAGAUUGAAUCUACAUCUCCAACCGACCCAGAAGCUGCUGUGGAGACCUUGAUCAAUGAACAUGGCAUUCACCACCUCGACGUGGUCAUUGCUAACGCCGGUAUCAGCAAGGACUUCUCGACCGUGCAUGAAGUAUCCAUUCCUGUGUUGCGCAAGCACGUAGAGGUGAACGGUUUUGGCCCCAUCUAUCUUUACCAAGCUGUCUACCCUCUGCUCAAGAAAAGCGAGAAGCCCACUUUUGUUGGAGUUGGUAGUCCGCUGGGUAGUAUCGGUGGCAUGGAACAGCGCCCAUACCCGUGUGCGGCGUACGGCCCCAGCAAGGCAAUUCUACACUGGAUCGUGCGCAAGAUUCAUUUCGAGAAUGAAGAGUUUGUGAGCUUCGUUGCGGAUCCUGGCUUACCCCAAACUGACAUGGGCAAUGCCGGUGCACGAGCCGUCGGCCUCGAGAAGGCCUUCCAGACGGUCGAGGAGAGUGUCGGUGGUAUUGUGAAUGCGAUUGAUGAAGGAACCCGCGAGUCAAUUGGUGCUCAGCUGCGCAUUUGGGAUGGCACCCAGUUCCCCUGGUGA
Penicillium malachiteum is the source of this 747-nucleotide messenger RNA. Its product is annotated as SDR family oxidoreductase. Bases 1 to 747 code for a protein of 248 amino acids. The record is from RefSeq and is a predicted model, not a curated record. NCBI's taxonomy places the organism in Eukaryota, Fungi, Ascomycota, Eurotiomycetes, Eurotiales, Aspergillaceae. The transcript has 2 exons.